UAAUAAACCAUGGAAGAGCACAAAUCCUGAUCAUGUCUGUUGCAAUCGCAACCAAAACUGAUCACCGGCUACCACCUGCAAAGCUGAAGACCGAAGAGCGCAUCAGAUGUUGCAACAACUUUGGUCUUCGGGAGCUCGCACUGGGACUCUGUGCUUUCCUCUUUUUAUCAUUAACUGCAACGACAUUAAGGCCAAAACAAAAAACUUGCAAGAAACCGAGCGAAAAGGAGAAGAAAACCAGUGGGUGUCACACGCGACGCACACUCGAGACGCCGCCCUGACGAACACUGGUGGAGUGCGGAGAGAGGAGAGCGACAGGGUGGGAGUGGGAGUGGGAGGAGGUGAGGGUGGCGAGAGAUCCAGAGAUGGGCGUUCCGAGAGCGCUUCUGAUGCUGCUGCUCCACGUCGCCAUCGUCGUCGUCCUGCCGGUGUCCUGCGCCGACCUGUACGCUCUCGUCUACAAGGGGUGCUCCAACCAGAGCUUCCCCGGGGGCGCGCUGCCGCCGACCGUCGCGGCGCUCUCCUCCACGCUCGCGUCGCAGUCCGCCUCCGCCAAGUUCUACAAGACGUCGUCCUCGGCGUCGUCUUCCUCGACCUCCUCCGUCUUCGGCCUGUUCCAGUGCCGCGGCGACCUCUCCGGCUCCGACUGCGCCGCCUGCGUCUCCCGCGCCAUGUCCUCCUGGUCCGACGUCUGCGGCGCCUCCGUCGCCGCGCGGGUCCAGCUCACCGGCUGCCUCGCGCUCUACGAGAUAUCCGGGUUCCCCCAGGUGUCCGGCACUCAGAUGCUGUUCAAGACCUGCGGCACCGGCGGCGGCGGCGGCACCGACUUCGAGAUGCGCCGCGACACCGCCUUCGCCCAGCUGGAGGGCAACGUCGCCGGGAGCAACGGCGGCUUCUUCGCCACCAGCUACCAGCAGGUGUACGCCAUGGCGCAGUGCGAGGGCGACCUCUCCUCGGGGGACUGCGGCCAGUGCGUCACCCAGGCCGUCCAGCACGUCGAGGUCGAGUGCGGGGGCGCGCCAUCAGGCCAGGUGUACCUUGACAAGUGCUACAUUAGCUACAGCUACUACCCCCAUGGCAUACCCCAUGGCGGCGGCAUCGGAGGGCAGCAGACAGCAAAGACUGUAGCCAUUGUUCUCGGUGGAGCUGUAGGUCUGGGUUUCGUGGUCAUAUGCUUGCUUUUCGCCAGGAGCCUGGUCAAGAAGAAGGAGGAUUAUUGAUGGAUGCGCAUGGAGCAACUGGACAAAAGGCAUUGGGGCAUGGUAUGCAUUUUGAUAGGGGUCUGGAUGUUUGUUUCUUCAAGGUGGUGAGUGGAAUACAGAGGGGAUUGUUUUUUUGGCUCUUCUUCCUCUGGCCAUGUGAGGGAUGCCAUGCCACCUCGCAUGAUGAGAGAGGGGUAAAGGAGGUAGUAGUGCCUAGUAGUUCAGAAAAGGGGACUCAUUUUGGGGGAGUAUCUAUUUUGGUUCACUGAUUAAUUGGAAGUAGAUGGUUAUCUCUUUGGGCUGUACCACCUUUGCCUCUCUUGCUUAGGGCUCUAGCAGUACAUCGAUUCUCUUGUAUUCUUUCCCCAAAGGAAAUACAUUUAGGUUUAGGAUUUAAGGUUUGCAGUGACAGCCACUGCUGCAGGUUCUCAGUCUCUGACUUGAUUGGUUCUUACGCUUAUGAAAUUGUUUCAUAGUAGUAUUGCUCCA
Molecule: messenger RNA, 1691 nt
Organism: Oryza brachyantha (malo sina)
Lineage: Eukaryota; Viridiplantae; Streptophyta; Magnoliopsida; Poales; Poaceae
Product: plasmodesmata-located protein 2-like
Exons: 3
Coding region: 366-1220 (284 amino acids)
Biological process (GO): plasmodesmata-mediated intercellular transport; transport of virus in multicellular host
Cellular component (GO): plasmodesma
Source: RefSeq, a predicted model, not a curated record